Molecule: messenger RNA, 3529 nt
Organism: Lytechinus variegatus (green sea urchin)
Lineage: Eukaryota; Metazoa; Echinodermata; Echinoidea; Temnopleuroida; Toxopneustidae
Product: solute carrier organic anion transporter family member 4A1-like
Exons: 12
Coding region: 836-3529 (897 amino acids)
Biological process (GO): sodium-independent organic anion transport; transmembrane transport
Cellular component (GO): membrane
Molecular function (GO): protein binding
Source: RefSeq, a predicted model, not a curated record
AAAAGGUCUCUUAUCAAACAAGAUUUCGGUUUCUGCGAAUUGUAUUUUUCAUUCGGGACAGAGCUUGCGAUUGAGGAAGCUGUUCGUAUAUGUACACGACAUAGCUACGGAUUCUGAUAAUAAGUGUUUCGAUUGUUCAAGACCGGUUACGAUUCUUGCAUUAACACGGCAUUAACACCAAGAUUCCGAUAAAUUUAGGUUGCGAUUAAUUAGAGAACCCCAUCAUCAUUGCGGACUAAAGUUUUGGUUUGUUCAACAUCAAGUUUCCCAGUGGACUAAAGCUCGCAUAUUCAAUGAAUGAUAAUAUUGAUCACUCUAACGCGAGAAGUGCAACUCUUAAUAUUUAACCAGCGACAUUCACGUGAGUCAUCCGAUGUUCAAUAUCAGUUCAUUGCAUUCUCUCGCUCAUUCCAUUCAGCGAAAGAGGUCAAGUGACUCAGACUACGAAAUGUAACUGAGUUAUUCACCUCUUCAUGCUACAGUACAUAUUUUGAAAAGAAGCAAAUAUCUGCGGAUCAAAUGUACUUUAAUUUCUCUGAAUAAUAUCGAGUGCUUAUUUUGUUGUGUUUUGCCUAUGAAAAUUAAUCAGACCGCCGUACACGCCGGGUAUACACCGAAUCAGAUAUCCAUCUGCAAGAGAGAUUUGUCGGGUAUGCUUUUAGGAAGAUUCCUGAUAUUUGGACAGUGUUAUAAAUUUGAACGUUAUGUGAAGGACAACAGUAUCAUUCCUCAACAGUGAUAAAAAACAAUAAUAAAUAAAACACGGAGUUUUGUGUAUGUGUUUGGUGCAAAAAUAUAAUUUGAUACAAAGUUUGUGCUGUUUCGGAAAGCAAGAAUGACAGGAACAUCUGAAACGACGCCCAAACAUAUUGAGCAUGUCCAUACCGUUGAUGUGAGGGAUGAAUCCACCGAUGGAUCUCUUCAAUCCCUUCCGCGGGAAGGAGAGGAAGAAGAUUCAGCAGAUAUGACUACCUUGAUGAGGGUCCGCCUUGGGAGCCGGAGAAGCAACGACUCCAACCCAAUUUUAGGAGACAUCGAGAAUAAUUUGGACGAGAGCUCAGACGGUUUAGACGUGCUGCCAAGUAGCGCGGAUGCAGUGCGCAAACCCCGCAGCAAUACCUACGCUGGGUUUUCGAGCAAGCAGCCGCCGAACUAUUACCACAACGAGGUAUACGAAAGCGACAGCAGACGUGGUUCGCUGAGGAGUAGCUGUUUCAGUCAAGGCGAUUUGGGCAUCAACGGCGCUUUGGGCAUCAACGGCGAUUUAGCAGGAAUUACCGAUCACGACUUGGGGAUGAAGGUACGGUCUUCGCUCUCGUUGCCUCGCGAUAGAGGUGGGAUGGUGGUCAUCAACGCUGCCAUUGGGGAGAAGCUGGCGAUGUCGAACUUGGAGCAGUACUCGAUGCUGCCGAUGACGAAAGAAACUGGGAACAAUAACUUUGACGAUGACGAGGAGGAUCCCGCAUCGACGUCGAAGACGGGGUCGAUGAAGCCAGUUGAUGGGAGUCAGGUUGCCGAAGAGGCCGAGAGUGAAGAGGAGUUUUUAGCGUGCGGGUGGUUUUUCUUGAGACCCAAAUGCUUGCAGGUAUUCAACAACCCAAAGGGCUAUCUGUUCGUUCUCUGUUUCCUCGGCCUCCUCCAGAACAUGACGGUCCUCGGCUACCUCCCCGUCGUCAUCACCACCCUCGAGCGACGGUUCCGACUGACCAGCGUCCAGACCGGCUUCAUCGUCAUCGCCUACGACAUCAGCAACCUCAUCGUCUGCGCGUUCGUCAGCUACUUCGGCGAGCGCGGCCGCAAACCAGUCUGGGUGGGGCUGGCGUCCAUGUUGUACAGCGUCGGGUCCGUCAUCUUCGCCCUCCCGCACUUCCUGGCGGGGGAGUACCAAUACGGCAUUAUGCAGGAUGAUGUCUGUCCAGCUUUGUCUAAUGUUACAUCUGGGAGCUCCUGUGGUGAGAUGACGUCAUCAUCCGACAAUUCAAUGCUGCUUUACUAUUGGUUGUUUAUCAUCGGUCAGGUGUUACAUGGAUGGGGCGGGUCGACCCUCUACACUGUCGGUAUUACGUAUAUGGAUGAGAGUUUGCCGUCUUCGACGUUCGGCCUUUAUAUGGGAAUCUUCACCGCUAUGAACGCCGUUGGACCAGCUCUGGGUUACCUGAUAGGCGGCGCCAUGCUGUCAGACCUGUACAAUGAUAUCACAACACCUUUGUCAAGUUUGGACAUCACCCCUGAUAAUCCUGUUUGGGUCGGAGCUUGGUGGUUGGGAUUUUUAAUCAAUGCUGCGCUCAUUUUCAUCUUCGCUUUCCUCAACCUCGGCUUUCCAAAGAAACUACCAGUAAUGGAUAAGAUUUUACAAGAGAAGAGAAACGAAUCUCAAGCAGGUUGCGAGUUCGAAUCCCGGGACGGUUCGUACCUCGAAGUUCUUCAAGACUUCCCCAAGGCUCUUUUAGGCCUCUUCAAAAACCCUCCAUUUAUCUUCCUGUCAUUGAUUGCUACCUGUGAGUGGUUUGUCUACGCCGGCCUUACAACGUUCGGCCCAAAGUUUUUCGAAUCUCAACUCAACAUCUCGGCAGGGGACGCAAGCUAUGAUAUAGGAAUCAUCAGCGUCUCGGCUGGCAUCGUAGGUUCCCUGAUAAGUGGAGUAUUGAUGAAACGACUGAAUCUAUCUGUCAGAGGUCUUUUGAAGCUGAGUGUCAUUUGUGCCGUAGUCUCUCUCCUGUCGCAGUUCGUAUUUCUCUUCCCUUGCCCUGAUAUUCCUUUUGCUGGAGUGACAGUUCCCUAUGGUAAUGGCCAAGGCACCCUCAAUAGCACAAAUAUUUCAGCACCAUGUCACGGUUCCUGCGCAUGCUCAGAUACGUUUGACCCCGUCUGUGGAGAGGAUGAUAUCCUUUACUACUCGGCCUGUCACGCUGGAUGCUCUGCGCAAGAACAAACAUUGGAUGGCAAGAUACAAUACAUGAAUUGUUCGUGCGUUUCAAACCCCGCUUAUCCAAAUGGGGACUCAUUCGUGUCUGGGACCGUCGAGAGAGGACGCUGUUCACAAAAGUGUGGCUACCGAUGGUUAUUUUACAUAUUGAUGUUCGUUGCCCUUAUUUCGACGUCGAUGUUAAUAGUUCCAACAUGGGCAGCAACAGUAAGGUGUGUUGAACAUAGUCUUAGAGGCCUAGCUCUCGGUGUCCAAACAGUUAUGUAUGGAGCAUUGGGCAAUGUUCCUGCUCCGGUCGUAUUCGGGCUCCUUAUCGACCGCUCCUGCCUCCUGUGGGAGACAGCUUGCAACGGCUCACGCUCCUGCUGGCUCUACGAUAACAAGCAAUUCGCCAACUCAUUUUUUCUCCUCACCGUUAUCUUCAAAUCGUCCUCCCUUAUCUUCUGUAUAGCAGCGCUUCUCAGCUACAAACCGGUCUCUGCCGGUGUCCCGACGGAUUCCAGUCCCAGCAAUCUGCCGGAGUUCGCCCGGCGGUUUAGCAGGAAAGUGUCGAUACGGUUGUCCACGAAAACGCGAGGAUCGGUGUACCCCGUGGAUACAUGA